AUGGAUGAUCUUCCUUCAAUUUUACAGGGUGUAGACACUUUGCUCCUUUUAGGAGUAAAUGUUUCUGAGGAGGUGGAUGUUGAAGAAGCAAGGGGAACAUUAAGGCGAUUAUUUCUACAAAAAGCUAAAAAGUUUCAUCCAGACAAGCAGAAAAAGAUCACAGUUAAAAAUGAAGCGGUCAAUCUAGAGUUUGUCAAGCUGAAAGCGGCGUUUGACUAUCUACAGACCGGUUCUAACUUCAAAAUUUUGUAUACUCAAUCAUUAAAUGAAAUCAUAGCAAAAAAAAGAAGAUCCGAGCGUUCUAAGGAGAUUGCUAGUAAACAGGCAACAUAUUUGGAUGCUCUUCUCAAGAGGGAACGGGAUGUGUUGGAUAGAAAAGCACAUUCGAAUAUUAAACACGAUGGUGAUACUUCAAAGAAGAGAAAGGAAUACCAACACUAUUCCAGUGAAUUUUUUGCUGACAGUACCAAAAAGAAUGAUCACGGUUCUGUCGAGCUAGUCAUCGCUGCCAAAACAAUGCAGAUCGCGAGAAACUCAGAAGUGAAUUGCUUGUUAUUGAGUGAUCACUUUCCUAUACUAUUUGAAAACUAUGGUUUGGUAAGCGUCGAACCAUUAGAUGCGAUAGAAACGGAAGAUAGAAAUGUCCGAAUCGGGAAAAUAGUAUUUGAAUCGCAUGAACAAGCCAUUAGAGCUCUGUUAUAUUAUAGAGCAAAUAAACAAAAGUUUCGCUGUGAUUUAUAUGCUCUUGCUUUCAGUGCAAAAAAUAAGAGUGACGGUGAUAGCACCCCGAAAGAGAUUUCCCUAGAUGACAUGGAGGCCUCAAUACUUUCAAAGUUCAAGCAGGUUGGUGAUUCUGGUUUAAGCUAUACGAAUAAUAUUAUAGACUUUGUAAAGAUAAAUAAUUAG
This is a messenger RNA of Theileria equi strain WA, 906 nucleotides long. RefSeq lists its product as hypothetical. The record is from RefSeq and is a predicted model, not a curated record. The coding region runs from base 1 to 906 and encodes 301 amino acids. The transcript has a single exon. Lineage: Eukaryota; Apicomplexa; Aconoidasida; Piroplasmida; Theileriidae.